Messenger RNA from Serendipita indica DSM 11827, 870 nucleotides. NCBI's taxonomy places the organism in Eukaryota, Fungi, Basidiomycota, Agaricomycetes, Sebacinales, Serendipitaceae. The record is from the annotation of a GenBank genome assembly.
AUGUCCUAUGGAAAUGGUGCUUUGAUGGCCAUACCGUCAACUGCACAGGGGACGAACCCAGCAUCCUCGUGUGACGCGCCGCUCUCGAGUAUCGAAGUUGCUCUUCCUCCUUGCUUUGCUCCGUUAGACUCAUCGAAUUCCCCCAAUCCGCCGUUACUUACUGUUUCUCCGUUGCACCUCCAGCAAAAGACGGUUCCGUCCGCAUUCAAGCUUGGGAAUACCGACGUCUAUCUGGAUGAACGACAUCCUUUCGCUAGCAAACGAUUCACGUCUCAGCGGGUUCAACGGAUGUCUGUAAACCAGACUCCAGAGAGUCGUCAAGAGAACUCCAAUGUCACUUCACCUGCCUCUAGUGCCUCUAGCGAGUCACAGAACAUGGACCCAUCUAGUCCCACGGACGCAAAUCCGUUCUCCCUCCCCACCCUCUUCACCACUCCCUUCACGCCCACGAUCCCGCCCGAGUUAAGAACACACCACGAAGCCAUCCUCCGACUAUUCCUUCGCCCUCACGUCAGUAUUGCCGAGUACAAAAAGGCCGUCAAGCCAUUCUACGUCAAUACGAAGAAACAGAGGAUCAUCAACGGCCAAGAGAGCACGUUUACAUCCAAAAGGUGCCUUCUCUGCUGCCAUACACUUGAUCAUGCGAUACAGGCCUACCAGCACAUACUCGAGCAUUUUGGAAUCUAUCCCUUUCGAUGCAAACACUCAGGCUGCGAGUUUUCGUCUACGCGUUCUGCAGACCUCACAAAGCACGUCAAAGAACAGCACGAGUCGAACCCAGGCCACAAGUGUUCGGAAUGUGGUGCCGUGAUUCGCCAUCAACGGAACCUCAAAAGACACAAGGAGCGACAUCACGCCUCCUCUCCCUGA